AUGGCUGACGAUUCACACGAAGACGACCUCGAGCGUCUCAAGUCGGCGCUCUGGUAUGCCGUGGGCCAAAUCGUGGAUGAGUUCUGUAUGAGCCGCAACCGCAACGCGACGCCGCAAUUCAUCGGUGCCCUGACUGAGCUUGUCUGGACUCAGAUCGAAAAUGUCGCCAUCGACCUCGAAUCCUUUAGCAACCACGCUGGUCGUACAACCGUCACCACCGACGACGUGCUUCUCCUCGCGAGGAAGAACCCCGAUCUACAGACCAUCAUGGGCGAAUUCGUCGAGACAAGAAAGGCAAUGAGCGCUAGCACCAAGGGAAAGCAACGGGCAAAGAAGUGA
Messenger RNA from Emericellopsis cladophorae, 339 nucleotides. RefSeq lists its product as uncharacterized. Gene Ontology annotation, biological process: replication fork processing; resolution of meiotic recombination intermediates. Bases 1 to 339 code for a protein of 112 amino acids. Lineage: Eukaryota; Fungi; Ascomycota; Sordariomycetes; Hypocreales; Bionectriaceae. Gene Ontology annotation, molecular function: protein heterodimerization activity; chromatin binding. Gene Ontology annotation, cellular component: Fanconi anaemia nuclear complex; FANCM-MHF complex. The transcript has 3 exons. The record is from RefSeq and is a predicted model, not a curated record.